Molecule: messenger RNA, 1444 nt
Organism: Canariomyces notabilis
Lineage: Eukaryota; Fungi; Ascomycota; Sordariomycetes; Sordariales; Chaetomiaceae
Product: fumarylacetoacetase
Exons: 2
Coding region: 1-1332 (443 amino acids)
Biological process (GO): L-phenylalanine catabolic process; homogentisate catabolic process; L-tyrosine catabolic process
Molecular function (GO): fumarylacetoacetase activity
Source: RefSeq, a predicted model, not a curated record
AUGGCGGCUUCAUGGGUGCCAGAUGUUGACCCUUCUAGCGAUUUCUCGCUGGCCAACAUCCCCUUCGGCAUCAUUACUACGCAGGAUGACCCGGCACCGCACGCGGCCGUGGCCAUUGGUUCUCACGUGCUGGAUCUCAAGGUCCUGGCUGCAAAUUCAGACCUGACGAAGCUCUUCCCUGGGAUCGAUGGCCUCGCGGAGAUUUUCUCGCAGUCAUCGCUGAAUGCCUUUGCACAGCUCGGGCGAGCAGUCCAUCGUCAGGUGCGCGGUGCUAUCCAGGACCUACUCUCCACAGACACCCAGCAUCCCGAGGUUCUGCGAGACAACGCCGAGCUAAGAAAGAAGGCCCUGUUGCCCCAACGGGCCGUCAAGAUGCACCUACCCAUGGAAAUCGGCGAUUACACGGACUUCUACGCCGGGUUCCACCACGCCCGCAGAGUGGGCGGCAUGUUCCGCGGGAUGGACAACGCCCUGCAGCCCAACUACCUGCACCUGCCCGUCGGGUACCACGGGCGCGCCUCGAGUGUCGUCGUGUCGGGCACGCCCGUGCGGCGGCCCGUGGGGCAGAUCCUGCUGGACAAGGACCCGGUCCCGGUCACGGCGCCGUCGCGCAAGCUGGACUUUGAGCUCGAGCUGGGCUGCUUCAUUGCGCGGCCAAACGACAUGGGCAGCGCCAUCCCCGUCGACGAGGCCGACGAGGGACACAUCUUUGGCUACGUCCUGCUCAACGACUGGAGCGCGCGCGACGUGCAGGCCUGGGAGUACGUGCCCCUGGGCCCCUUCAACGGCAAGAACUUCGCCACCACCAUCAGCCCCUGGGUGGUGCUCGCCGACGCGCUAGAGCCGUUCAGAGCGAGGCCCCUCGAGAAUCAGACGCAGUUGCAGCAGUAUUUGGGGGAGAUUCAGCCGCCGUUGCAGCAGUACUUGAGGGAGAAGAGGCGAGAUGGCGUCUUCGACAUCCAGCUCGAGGUCGAGUUGACGACGGCGGAAGGCGAUACGACGACGAUUUCCCGCACCAGCUCCACGAACUUGAUCUGGUCCUUUCCUCAGAUGAUUGCGCACCACACCCUGGGCGGGUGCCCGUUGAGAACGGGCGAUCUGUUGGGUUCCGGAACUAUUAGCGGUCAGGGUAGACUGGAGAGUGGUAGCCUGCUGGAGAUGUCUGAAAAUGGCUGGCGUGUGGUUGAGCUGAAGGGGAUGGACGCCCGAACGUUCCUCAAAGACGGUGAUACAGUCACGCUGCGUGGGUUUUGUGGUGUGGAUGGGGGCAGGGUCGGAUUUGGUGCAUGCGAAGGGAGGGUUUAUGAAGCGUUGCAAAAGGUGACAGACUGACAGCAGUCAGCACUAGCGCUGGAUGUAAGGGUAAUUACAGCUGUCCCUGUAUAAUUCUUACAUCAUUAACAGUAAUUACCGUAAUUGCUUCAUUACGCGCCCAAAUCUGUAG